AACAACACCUGUGCGUUGGACUCAUUAAAGAUUGAACCAGGGAAGUCACGUGUGCUCUCAGAAAUGGCUGACAACUGCCAUGCUUAACAACACAGCUCCGAAACUUGGGAAAAAGGCAGCAAAAUGGAGUUACCUUCGGAUGAGGAGGAUGGCACUUUCACCAACAUUUCUUUGGCAGACGAUUCAGCAGAGCACCUCUCAAGGAAACGCUCUUCAGAAGUGGAAAGAGCCCAUUCUACAAUGAUGAAUGCCGACAUGGAUGCUGUUGAGGCUGAGAAUCAGGUGGAAUUAGAAGAGAAAACACGGCUUAUUAAUCAAGUUUUGGAACUGCAGCACACACUUGAAGAUCUCUCAGCACGAGUAGAUGCUGUUAAGGAAGAAAACUUGAAACUGAAAUCAGAAAACCAAGUUCUUGGACAGUAUAUAGAAAAUCUGAUGUCAGCGUCUAGUGUUUUCCAAACAACUGACACAAAAAGCAAAAGGAAGUAAGGGCUGACUCAUAGAUGAUGCUGUUGUAUUGCUGCUGUCUUUUUUUGUUUUAACUGGCAUAGGCUACAUGAGCUAAAAUACCUUAGUUUGUGGCUUACUGGAUACUUAAAGAUUAUAAACUUCGGUGAUAAACAGAAUUAAGAGCAUUAUCAUGGACAGGAGACGUAAGUUUGUGUAUUAAGAUUAAGCAAUGUGCAAAUGUAGUGUAGAUAAUUACUAAAUUUUGAUAUUUGUUUUAAAAAUGAGCAUAUCUUGUUAAAAAUCGGAUUCAGUUUGUGAGGUUAAACAAAGGUCUGUUGGCACUCUUUGAGGUCUUAGGGUAGAGUUCUUGACUAGCAAAAUAAGUUACAAUAUUGUGUUGAAGCCCUGUUUGAUAAAAAUAUUCAGUCUAAUUGCAUCACUUUUUUCACAUGAAAUAUAUUUAAUUAUUGUGUAGUACUGUUCGUAGCUCUGCAAAGCAACUUAAAACAAGAACCUAUCAACCAGUUAAGCAUUUCUGUGAAGUAAUAACAGUAUGACAUUGUUUGUAGGGCUUGCAUACAGAAAAACACUUAAGAUUUUUUGGGAAGGGGGAGGAUAAGGGAAAGAAGAACAGGGCAACUUAAUCAGGGAAAUACCAAACCGAUGCAGUAUUGGAGUGUUGUAAUAUGUCCACUUGAAACCAUUUUCGCUUUCCCCUUUCCUCGAAGAACAAUCAGGCACAGCAUCGUAACGUAUGAUCCUCCUGAGGUUUUUCAGUUGUGUGAUGAAGAGUUUUGUAAAAACCUUAGUGAUUAGCUUUUCAGAAACAGGUCAGCAAUGUUCCUCGUGCUCAUUGUGAGCAAUCUGCAGUGAGGAACUGAGAAGUCUUCUUUCCUUCCCACCUUUUACUUUCCUCCUGAAGUGCCAAAUUUGCUUCAGGCCUCAGAGCAGAUGUUUUGCUGCCCAACAGCCUGAGCUUGUGAAGUGCCUCUUGAGGCACUGCAUAAAAACAUGUAAGGCAGAAGGCUGCAGUGGAACGAAGGUGGCUUUUGCCUCUCAAAACCAUGCUGCUCUGAGCAGUGCCUGGUGCCAAGGUGCUGGUUUUACUGGCUUGGCUGUUAGCAGGUUUUGUAAGGGAGCUUAGCCCAGAUUAUGGGUCUGAGCACUUCCCAUAGAGGCAGCAUGUCCAGCAUAAUCAGUAUUAAGGGAGAGCAGAAGCUGAAAUACAAACAACAAUGUAAGUUUUGUCAGUACUUAGUUGCAUGUUUCAUCUUGCCAUACAGCAGCACUGCAGGUUUAUUUAUGGAUGUUAGCUAGAACUGAGUAUCUCUUCAGUAAUUAAGCCAUUGUACUUGACCUUUUAAAUGGAAACCACUAGUUCAGGGAUCUCUUUCAACCUAGCUGUGAACGAAUCAAUGGAAUAGUAGAAUAAAUCCCUCUCAAACCCCAAGUUUCUUGGCAGCUAAGCACUGCUGUGUCUCAAGAGUAAGUUGACAUUGUAAGGUUCCCCCUCCAAAAGGUGAGGUUUCCCAUUUCUCCCCAUUUAAAAUGGCUCUACAGUGCUCACUGGAGUGUCAGCAAAGACAAAAGACUGCCAAAAAAGCACUAAUAGUUUGCUCUCGAGGGCUGUUUACAAGUCUGGGUCAAGAAACCAAAUGAUGAAAAAUGUUUUACCCGCCAAGACACAAAUGGGUGAUAGUCUUUGUGUCAUGGGGUUCUUGUAAAUGUCUAAAAUGAUUUUUAAUCUUCUAUAGACUACUCUCUCACACUACUGGAACUCUAAAUUAAUGCUAGCAGGUAGAGUAGAUCACAUGGUUAGUCCAGAGUUUGAGCAUUAAACAAAGAACAGGCACACCAAGCACUUGACUUCUAAAGGUUGCAUCGCAUCACAGCCAUUGUAGCUUUAAAGCCACGUCACUGCCCAUCUCCAUCUGCACUGUAGGAGCUCACCUGGUAACAGAGCAUGCGCUUGUUAGACUUCAGCAACUUCCCAAGAUAAAGUAACUUUGAAAUCCUGGGUUUGUAUUGUAGAUUGGAUAGUGAUACUUUAUCCAUCAGUGUGUAUAUAGUAGUUAUUUCAUCUCUAUGCGAUUUUACAUCCCACUACUGUGGCCUUCAUUUAACUUAUGAGCAUUUUAAAGAUGUUGUAUUUCUGACUUUACACUAAAUAAAAACUUUUGAUUUGUCUUGAU
Lepidothrix coronata (blue-crowned manakin) is the source of this 2642-nucleotide messenger RNA. It is a transcript of the gene SCOC, whose product is annotated as short coiled-coil protein. Bases 124 to 489 code for a protein of 121 amino acids. The record is from RefSeq and is a predicted model, not a curated record. Gene Ontology annotation, cellular component: trans-Golgi network. NCBI's taxonomy places the organism in Eukaryota, Metazoa, Chordata, Aves, Passeriformes, Pipridae. The transcript has 4 exons.